ACACCACGCUUCAACCUUGACAUCUGCCCAAGGCGCCUGUAUCCCCUCAUUCCACCAAAGAAUUAUGGCGCCAUUUACGACAACGUCAUGUUCCGCAGCUCUUUUCCCCAGCGCGAGAACAUCGAAUUUCUAGGCUCACUCAAACUGCGCUCCAUCCUCACCCUGACUACUAAGAACGACCCCUGUGAAACAUACUCAGACUUUGUUCGAAAUUCUUCGGUGCGCCAUAAAAUCAUGGAAUUGGAGACGAACAAGGAGGGCGCCAUCAAUAUGAAGCCCGACAAUCUCUGCGAGGCGAUCUUGUUUGCGAUGAACCCAUCACACCGACCAGUGUAUGUGCAUUGCAAUCAAGGCCGCCAUCGGACUGGCUGCUUCGUCGCGUGCCUUCGCAAGAUCGAGGGUUGGCCCAUUGAGGAUGUCUUGGCCGAGUACGACACAUACGCUUCGCCAAAACCACGGGAUGGCGACAUCGCGUUCAUCAAACAGUUUGACCCAAAGGUCAUCUACACCUUCGCAGAGCAAAACCCUCACCUGAAGUGGCGCUCGGACUCAGUGCUUGGCACCUUCGAUCUUCUGGCCAGCAUUCCCAGAAUGGAUAUGGGGCUGCAGGUCGCAGAUGGCUCUGUCGUCAGUGACACAAGCGAUCCAGGUUUGAUGCUAGCUGCACCGCGAACAGUCGACCCGGCGCUCUUGAACGGUACCGCGUCUAUCCUCAAGACACGCGAAUCUGUGAUCGACGAAGACACUGGAUUGUCCGAAACCAUCGCCGAGGUUGAGGUGGUGGAAGACGAUGAGAUGGAGGAUGUUGUUCACAGCACUACGUCAGGUACACUCUCAAUCUCGCAGAUCUCCGCUAAGUCGUAGGACGUAGCAGAAGCGGACAGGGAGAUACGCCGUGCUCAGGCUCGUUAUCUAGGAAUCUCGCCAGAGGGAGACUCGGGCUCUUUAAGACGCGAGUUAGGCAUAUUGCAGAUUGAGACCAGGCUACUGCACUACAGGAGGCUCUGGGCUCUCGAACGAGAAUUCGAAUGCGCGCUGGAGCAAGCGGCUUGGCGAGCAUGGGCGCUAUGAAUUUCUUUUUUGACAAAACUUGCCCGGCGAGGCAUUCAUUGGAUUUAGCGUCGGCGCUGGAGGAACGCUCUGUGAUAGAGCUCUGCUUUUCCAUCCAUGCAUGAACAGAAUCGCCGCCUGUCAUAGCAGAACAGCGUGCGAGAACAGUAAUUAAUACUGCCACACUGCACAACAUCAUCGGCCGAAAGCAUGGCCUGUCGCUCUCG
Pseudocercospora fijiensis CIRAD86 is the source of this 1277-nucleotide messenger RNA. RefSeq lists its product as uncharacterized. Lineage: Eukaryota; Fungi; Ascomycota; Dothideomycetes; Mycosphaerellales; Mycosphaerellaceae. Gene Ontology annotation, biological process: dephosphorylation. Gene Ontology annotation, cellular component: cytoplasm. The record is from RefSeq and is a predicted model, not a curated record. The transcript has a single exon. Gene Ontology annotation, molecular function: inositol diphosphate tetrakisphosphate diphosphatase activity; phosphatase activity. The coding region runs from base 88 to 864 and encodes 258 amino acids.